CCCCCGCCCCAGCACGGCCCCCGCUGCGCAGCGCCAGCCCAGCGCCGCUCCCGGCCGCUGCCGAGCCGCGGACGCAGAACCGGAGGCUCGCUCCUGCUGGCGCGCUUGAUUUCCUGCGGCCGCCUAGCCCUGCGCAGCCCCCGCCCGUUUGAACGCCGCGCUCCGCUCAGCCCCGCCCGCCUUCGGUGCCCUGCGCUGGAUUUAUGAAUGGGGGGAAGAGGCCACAUGCCGCCGCCGCCGCCGCGUGUUGACCGCAAGCACCCCGGGCCCGCGGAGCUCCGGCUGCCGUGAGAGCGUCGGCCCGGCCCCGGAAGCCGCUUCGAGGACUUGUUGCUGCUGCGCUGCCGCCGCCGCAGGGACGCCGGCGGCUCCCGGGACUCGGCGCGGUCUCGGAAAGCCGGAGGGUGCCCCGUGUGAGUGUGAGCGCGCGCGCGCCCCGGACCCUCGCGGUGCGCCUGGACUGUGCGCUAACUCGCCUUUUGGGGGUGAAGGGGGGCGUGUCCAGAGCCCGAGCGUCUGGGUGUCCAGUCCUAGCCGGAGAGGUGUGUGUUUGCCCGCGCCUCCCCGGACCCCUCGCCUGGGUCCUCGGUUCGCCUUUUCCCUCCCUGCCUCCCUCGCCGGAGCUGCCUGCCCAAACCCCAACCACCUGUGCACCCGAGAAACCCAACUCCUCCUGCUCCGCGCCCCGGGGGGGAGGCAGGGGCAGGGCCAAGCCGCAGAGGGGGCCGCCGCCGCCUCCUGCCUCCUCCUCGCCUCCUCCCCCCUCCCCCGUCUGACGCUGCCUCCUCGGGAAGGGUGUUUGGAGGGCAGCGGCCGCCCCAAGCCGAAGCCCCGCAGCGCUUCUUAUGAUCAGCUCGGUGUGUGUCUCCUCCUACCGUGGGCGCAAGUCGGGGAACAAGCCUCCGUCCAAAACAUGUCUGAAGGAGGAGAUGGCCAAGGGCGAGGCGUCGGAGAAGAUCAUCAUCAACGUGGGCGGCACGCGACAUGAGACCUACCGCAGCACCCUGCGCACCCUACCGGGCACCCGCCUCGCCUGGCUGGCCGAUCCCGACGGCGGGGGCCGGCCCGAGUCCGAUGGCGGCGGUGCAGGCAGCAGCGGCAGCAGCGGCGGCGGGACCUGCGAGUUCUUCUUCGACCGGCACCCGGGCGUCUUCGCUUACGUGCUCAACUACUACCGAACGGGCAAGCUGCACUGCCCCGCCGACGUGUGCGGGCCGCUCUUCGAGGAGGAGCUCACCUUCUGGGGCAUCGACGAGACCGAUGUGGAGCCCUGCUGCUGGAUGACCUACCGCCAGCACCGCGACGCCGAAGAGGCGCUCGAUAUCUUCGAGAGUCCGGACGGAGGCGGCGGUGGCGCGGGGACGGGUGACGAGGCCGGCGACGAGGAGCGGGAGCUGGCCCUGCAGCGCCUGGGGCCCCACGAGGGAGGUGCGGGCCCCGGCGCCGGGUCCGGGGGCUGCCGUGGCUGGCAGCCCCGCAUGUGGGCGCUCUUCGAGGAUCCCUACUCCUCCCGGGCGGCCAGGGUGGUGGCCUUCGCCUCUCUCUUCUUCAUCCUGGUCUCCAUCACCACCUUCUGCCUGGAGACCCAUGAGGCCUUCAACAUUGACCGCAACGUGACCGAGAUCCACCGGGUGGGGAACACCACCAGCGUGCACUUCCGGCGGGAGGUGGAGACAGAGCCCAUCCUGACCUACAUCGAGGGGGUGUGCGUGCUGUGGUUCACGCUGGAGUUCCUGGUGCGCAUCGUGUGCUGCCCCGACACGCUGGACUUCGUCAAGAACCUGCUCAACAUCAUCGACUUCGUGGCCAUCCUACCCUUCUACCUGGAGGUGGGACUGAGCGGCCUGUCGUCCAAGGCGGCCCGAGACGUGCUGGGCUUCCUGCGCGUGGUGCGUUUCGUGCGGAUCCUGCGCAUCUUCAAGCUCACGCGCCACUUCGUGGGGCUGCGCGUGCUGGGCCACACGCUGCGCGCCAGCACCAACGAGUUCCUGCUGCUCAUCAUCUUCCUGGCGCUGGGCGUGCUCAUCUUCGCCACCAUGAUCUACUACGCCGAGCGCAUCGGCGCCAGGCCCUCCGACCCGCGGGGCAACGACCACACCGACUUCAAGAACAUCCCCAUCGGCUUCUGGUGGGCGGUGGUCACCAUGACGACGCUGGGCUACGGGGACAUGUACCCCAAGACGUGGUCGGGCAUGCUGGUGGGGGCGCUGUGUGCACUGGCUGGCGUGCUCACCAUCGCCAUGCCCGUGCCCGUCAUCGUCAACAACUUCGGCAUGUACUAUUCCCUGGCCAUGGCCAAGCAGAAGCUGCCUAAGAAAAGAAAGAAGCACGUGCCCCGGCCGCCCCAGCUUGAGUCACCCAUUUACUGCAAGUCGGAGGAGACCUCGCCCCGGGACAGCACCUACAGUGAUACCAGCCCCCCUGCCCCAGAAGAGGGUAUGGUUGAGAGGAAACGGGCAGACUCCAAGCAGAACGGCGAUGCCAAUGCGGUGCUGUCAGACGAGGAGGGAGCUGGCCUCACCCAGCCCCUGGCCUCUGUCCCCACCCCCGAGGAGCGCCGGGCCCUGCGACGCUCUGGCCCCCGAGACAAAAACAAGAAGGCAGCUGCCUGCUUCCUGCUCAGCGCCGGGGACUAUGCCUGUGCCGAUGGUAGUGUCCGGAAAGAAGGCAAUGUUGAGCCGAAAGCGUGCGUCCCAGUGUCUCACACCUGUGCUCUUUAAACACAGAGACCUGCCAAGACGCCCUCUCGCCCAGCUAUGCCCAGGCUGAAGUCCUCACCCUCUCUUAAGCGGCACCAGCGUGAGAGAGGCAGGCAGACAGACAGAAAGCCAAAGGCUUAGGGAAACUCUGGAACCCUGGCAAGAAUCUUUCGCUGGGAAAGACUCAGAGAUCCUUGUUUGCACAGGACUGACGGAAAGCCUCCCAUGUAACCCUCUGGGCCCAGAGCCGUCUGGGUCCGAUGUUCUGUUCUGCUGUACACUGAAGAGACAUAUAUACACAUGUGGUAUCUAUAUUCAUACAUGCUCUACUCUCGUGUGUAGUGCACGUGCUGUUGGUGGUCUGUCUUCUUUGUUAGGCUGUGUCUCCCCAAGCCCGGGCCCCACCCCCAGGCCCCCCCAAUCCCCGUCCCCUUCCCCUGCCCUGACUCCUUGUUUCUGCUGACCACGUAUUGUGGAAUAUCCCAGGAAAAGAGCAUCUGGGAAUGGCCCGUCCCACUGGGGGAUCCCAGGCUAGACUUGCCCCCUUGGGAUUGUUUUCCCCUUGGCCGGUGGUCUGUGGAAGGCCUGCUUGACCCUCAGGGUCAUGGCUCCACUAGCCCCACCCCACCCCAGAUUGGGGUUCUACCUCCCACCCUCGCCCCAGUUUGGGGGCACUUCCAGGGGCCCCUCUGCAGCUUCUUCCACUCCUUCUUCCCCCUUCCCCCUGUCCUAGACUGAGGGGGGCGUUUCGUCUUCUUUUAUUUUGGGGUUUUUGUUCUGUCUCCUUCGUCCGUUUGUUUUCAAAGAUGCUGCUGGGCAGACGGGCAGGGAAGGGGUCUGUCUGCCCAUCUGGCUCAGGGGUCUGAGAAGGGGAAGCCUCGGGCGAGUGGAGACCAGUUGCAAUACUGUACUUCCUGGCCGGUGGCCAGAGGACCGUGCAAUAGCAGAGGCCGGGUGACCCCUUCGACCUUGGCCUCUGCCCCUCCCGCGGCCCUCCCUCCCCACUCCCCCUGCCCCACCCCACCCUAGUGUUGGUCAGUCCUUUUCUAAAGCUGUCCCCUCGUGUAUGUGUGUGUGUGUGUGUGCGCACGUGUGCGUGUGUGUGUCCUCGCGUGUGCGUGUGUGUCUGAGGCAUGCCCAGGCCGGGCCCUGCCGCCCUGUCCACAUGCCUUCCACUGUCAUGCUGUGCCCGAGCCCCAAUAAAGACAUCUGGAGCGUCCUGCUGCUCUUGCCGCGAGUGACUGCCUCCGCCUCUCCUUUCUGGCUCUGUGUCUGUGGGGACAUCCCCGGGCUUCCACCCCAACACCUGAGAAAUGCAGCACACGCCUAUCAUAGCCCUGCCCCCCCCCACCCCCAGGAAUCAUUGAUACCUCACCACCCCUGCCUUCAGAGCUAGACACGAAUGCUCAGAGAGGAGAAAGGAUUGCCUGGGGUCGGGAAAGGGAAACCCAGGACCCUGGCUCUCAGGCAGCGUUCUGGUCUUUGCUGCUGCCCCCUGAGCCCCACCGUAGUGCAGAAGGACAGAGGCGUUUGGAAGGAGUUCCCCUGUAUUCCUGCUUGUGUCUGCGGGGGGUCUCCUCCCUGCAAUGGUGCCAGUUCUUUGUGGGCCAAGGCCCUGGGGAUGCCCAAGUCGCUGCGACGACUGGGUGGCUGAUGAACGGAGGCCCACAAGGGAGUGAUGGCACGUCCGGGACCACUGAGGGAUGGCGGAAUAACCGAAUCCUGGGGCGCGAGAGGAGGGGGGUCGUGGUACGUGAUGGUGACACACGGCCCCUCCCUGGGGUUUCCCUGCUCACUCACAUGGGGGCAUGCUCAGGGCUGGCUCCCAGGCAUGUGGCCUGGGCGCUCGCUCGGAAGGGCCCCAUGCCUGGCUUCAAGCUCAGCUCUCAGCAUCUUGAAAUCAUGGAAGCAGGGUCCCUACGUGUUCAUUUUGCUCUGGCCUCUGGAAACCAUGCUGCCACGUCUGGGAACAGGUCUGUCCACCUCACCCUCUCUUACUCCAGACAUAAGCAAGAGUCCUGGGGCCUCAGUUCCAAGUCUGGAUUCAAAUCUCGCCACACUCUAGCUGGGUGACUUGAGCCAGGCAGCUCACCGAGCCUCCGUUUCCCUGCCUGGAGAACAGGGAUCACAACAGCCCUGAUGUCAAAGACAGUGAGCGUACGGGCCUGGCUCAGGGCCCUAGAUGUGCCUACAACACGCAGUGGAGGCCCAGUAAGUUGUUAGCUCUCUCCUCACUCCUUGCUGUAGCCCUCAGGCUUCUGUCCACAGACUUCUG
Ailuropoda melanoleuca (giant panda) is the source of this 4974-nucleotide messenger RNA. It is a transcript of the gene KCNC4, whose product is annotated as potassium voltage-gated channel subfamily C member 4. The coding region runs from base 846 to 2720 and encodes 624 amino acids. Gene Ontology annotation, cellular component: presynaptic membrane; dendrite membrane; voltage-gated potassium channel complex. Gene Ontology annotation, molecular function: delayed rectifier potassium channel activity; protein binding. The transcript has 4 exons. Lineage: Eukaryota; Metazoa; Chordata; Mammalia; Carnivora; Ursidae. Gene Ontology annotation, biological process: protein homooligomerization; potassium ion transmembrane transport; action potential. The record is from RefSeq and is a predicted model, not a curated record.